Molecule: messenger RNA, 1188 nt
Organism: Yamadazyma jaroonii
Lineage: Eukaryota; Fungi; Ascomycota; Pichiomycetes; Serinales; Debaryomycetaceae
Source: the annotation of a GenBank genome assembly
AUGUUGAUAACUUAUUUGAUUUUGUUGUUCCUGCUUACCAUAGUAACGGCAGACAACUAUUUCGUUACUUUGAAAGAAGGUGAAACUUUUGAAGAUUUUUAUGCUAGUGAUUAUAAGUAUCCUGAAGAUUUGAGAGUCAAAGAUUUGAUUGCAAAAACUUUCUCAAUUGGGAAGUUCAAAGGGUUUGUGGGUGACUUUUCCAAAAAAAUGUUGGAGAGAUUGAAGAAAUGUCCUUAUAUCAAUGAAGUGUCUCCUGAUAUUGAAAUUCAAUCAUUAGAUGUUGUUUCUGAAAAAUAUCCUCCACGGCAUCUUGGAAGGAUUUCCCAAAGAAAAAGGUUGAAGAAGAAGUUCAAGUAUUUAUAUGAUACAGAAGUUUCUGGGAAAGAUGUAGUGGCCUUUGUGAUUGAUUCUGGAGUCUAUACGGGACAUCCUGAAUUUGAAGGAAGAGCAAGGUCGGGUGUUGAUUUGACAGGCGAUGGUCCAGGAGAUAAAAAUGGGCAUGGAACUCAUGUGGCAGGAAUAAUUGGUUCUAGUACUUACGGAGUGUCCAAGAAAGUAAAUAUUGUAGAGGUCAAAGCAUUGGCAGAUAACGGCAAUGGAAGCUUGAGUAAGAUUAUUGCUGCAGUAGAAUUUUGCAUUAAUUAUUUGAAAAAAAACGGUAAGCUUGGUGUAGCUAACUUAUCCUUAGGAUCAUCUGCCAAUAGUAUUCUUAAUAUGGCUAUAGAUUCAGCUGUCGAUGAUGGACUUAUAGUAGUUGCAGCAGCAGGCAAUGCAGGUAAAAAUGCUUGUGCUUAUAGUCCCGCCAGUGCUGAAAAGGCGAUUACUGUGGGGAGCAUUGAUGACCGAACUGACAAUUUGGCUUUCUUUUCUAACUAUGGACCUUGUGUGGAAAUCCUAGCUCCUGGUGUGAACAUUGCUAGUGUUAAUUUUAACGAAACUUCAGUAAAAUACUUAUCUGGCACUUCAAUGUCCAGCCCAAUAGUUACCGGUAUUGUGGCCAACCUUCUCAGUGCUGGAGUUCAUCCUACAGACAUAAGAAGAAAAUUACUCUCUUCAGCUACUGAAGGAAAAGUUAAAAAGGUUUCUUUACUUCUUAAAGCUAAAACUCCUAAUUUGAUUGCAUUUUUAGAUACUCCCAUCACCGAAGGAGACUCUGAAUCCGAUGUAGAAAUCGAUGAUGAAGAUUAA